UUCUCUCUCUUUGCAAUACAGCACCGCCUUAAUUUUCUAUGUUUCUAAAGUCUGAAACAAUUGAUUUUGGAGAAGAUGAUUUUCAAUAAUUUGUUUAAGGUUUCAGUUUUAUUUGCUUAAGCAUGCUAGAACAAAACGAUAUCAAUAUUGACACAAAUCAAAACUAACCAAAAUCAUAACCAACCAAAAUCUCCACCGGAGACACAAAUUGAAUCGUUAUCGGUGUUCGACGAGGUCGUCACCACAGUAAGCGAGGCUUCACUGAGCAAGAACAACUUCAGUGGAUCAGAGUGGAUAGUCCCUAACUAGCCUCAGUUAGCAACCAACAAGGUAGUUGGCUGUCUCCACCGCCUCGCUUUAAUUAUAACGGGUAAAGGUAAAACAAUGGAGGAAAUGGGUUUCAGCAGCGUUCUCUCUCUUUGUUCUUUGAGGCUUUGACGAUUUCUCUCUCUUUUUAUUCAUCAGUUUUUUUUUUCUCUCUCCCGUAAUAUUUAUGUGAUGGCAAGUUUUGGUUGGAUGUGCCUAAAUGUCCAGUGUUGGGUCUGUUCCCAAGUAAGAGUUUCUCGAGAGUUUCUCGAUCUGUCGCAUGACAUGGCACUUAUUCACCAUUGGAUAUGCAUUCAACAUGGGCUUAAGCAAAUUUGGACGAGGAAUCUAUUUGUUCAUGACGAGACAAAUUUUGUUUUUUUAGGUGGCUAUGUAAGAAUUUGCCUAUAAAAUGUUCAUUGUUCAUCAUCAUCGUUAAAUCACCAUCGUGUGUAUCCACCAUCAUUACCCAACUUCAUCAUUCAAAUCCAAACCCUAAACCCCCAAAUCGUUCGUGUCUCGUGUCUCUCUGCAUUAUCGAUUGUUUGCAAUUCGCGAAACCCUCUUUGGUUUUUCCAUUCAAUCGCUUUCCAAUUUCUUUCAAACAUGGAUGCCCAAGCCAAGAAAAAAGCAAUGUUCCGUGCCAAAUUGAAUGCCCAGAAGAAGGAAAAACGCAUAGAAUCUCCACUUGUUAGGUAUAAUGAAUUUGAUCAGCCUGUUUGUCGGGUUUGUGAAGUUGUUCUGAAGUCGGAGUCCCUAUGGGAUGCACACCAAGUUUCUCGUAAGCAUCGUGAGGCAAUAAGUAAUCUUAAAGCUAAUGCGGCUGGGUUAACUAAGCAAAACAACGCAAAGCCUGAUAUUCCCAAGGCUAAACCUGAACAGUCUUCAAGCUCACAGUUCAAAAUUCCCCAAAGUCCACAAGAAGUACCUAAACCUCAGUCAUCAUCAGUUCUUCCGCCAGAUUUUUUUGACAACAAUGAUGCACAAAAGACAAGAUAUGAAAAGGAGUCGGACUCAGAUUUAGGUGGAAACGUGGGGCCUUCUGCUCAAAGUUUGGCGUCAAACUCGAAGGAGAAAGACCAUUUCAAUGGAAAUAAUACUACACAGUCUAAGGUUAAUCAAGCAACAAUGGAGGCUAAGAAGACAUCAGUCAAGACUAUAGAUGCAGAGACCAAACAAGGAAAAAGAGCUCUGCCUGAAGGGUUUUUUGAUAAUAAAGAAGCUGAUUUGCGGGCACGUGGCAUUAAGCUAGUUAAGCCAGAUGUCAAAGACGAAUCCCCAGCAGUUCGUGUUUACACCGUCUGCGAUGAAUCAAGAUAUUUGAUUGUUAGGAAUGUUCCAGCAUUAGGUUGUGGCAAUGAUUUGCUCCAACUUUUUUCAACCUAUGGAGAAGUAGAGGAGUGUAAGCCAAUGGAUGCAGAAGACUGUGAGCAAUUCACUGAUGUUUAUUGGAUCAAAUUUCGACUUUUCAGCAAUGCCAGGUUUGCAAAAAGGAAAUUGGAUGAGUUUGUUUUCCUUGGAAACCGACUGCAGGUUUCGUAUGCUCCCCAUUUUGAGAGUUUGUCUGAUACAAAGGAUAAAUUGGAGGGAAGAAGAAGCGAGAUUUUAGCUCGGUUAAACCCUAGAAGAUCCAAAGAGACUAUAGCUUCAAACUCUAGGCCCCUGAUUAACUCAAACAUCAGUUGCAUAUCAGAACAUUUAGAGCCUAAUCAAAGGAAUGCGGAACUUGAAGGAAGAUCGAACAACGGUAAUCUUUCAAAAAGAACGGUUUCAUCUAAUGAGGAUUAUUUUUCCUCCCCUUCCAUGAACCAAACAGUGAGGAUUGUCAGGGACAAACUUGAUAAGAUUCAAUCCAGUGGUGAGCAUCUACAAGCUGGAUCAACAUCAAAAAAAGCACGAGUUGAUAAUAGGAGGAGGAUUUGAUGUGUAAACUUAGAAAGUUUUAUGUAAUUGUGAAUCUUUGAUGUUCUCUGGGUUGUGUUUGAGAGGUUGUUGGAGGGAAAGAAGAGAAGGGGGAGGCUUAUGGCUCUUCCUCGUUUGGGAGUUUUAUAGAAAACUUGAUAGACAUUGGGGAAAUUUUUAAAAACUCCCCAGACAUUCUUUAUAUGAAUUUUUUGAGUUCCUCUAAAUUGAGGGAUUCAAAAGAAAAAUUAAUUAAUUUACUCAUUUAGCUUUUGCAAAUUUGAAAAAUUACACUACUAAUAUCGCAACCGUACAUUUGUUUUUUUUUUU
Trifolium pratense (red clover) is the source of this 2538-nucleotide messenger RNA. RefSeq lists its product as uncharacterized. The transcript has 13 exons. The record is from RefSeq and is a predicted model, not a curated record. Gene Ontology annotation, molecular function: RNA binding. NCBI's taxonomy places the organism in Eukaryota, Viridiplantae, Streptophyta, Magnoliopsida, Fabales, Fabaceae. Gene Ontology annotation, cellular component: nucleoplasm. The coding region runs from base 913 to 2229 and encodes 438 amino acids.